Messenger RNA from Cutaneotrichosporon cavernicola, 780 nucleotides. RefSeq lists its product as uncharacterized. The coding region runs from base 1 to 780 and encodes 259 amino acids. The record is from RefSeq and is a predicted model, not a curated record. The transcript is spliced from 2 exons. NCBI's taxonomy places the organism in Eukaryota, Fungi, Basidiomycota, Tremellomycetes, Trichosporonales, Trichosporonaceae.
AUGGUCGUGAUUGCGCCGCGGCAGGCGCCUGGUCAGCCUGCCAACCAGCAGCAACAGGGAGGCAAUCAGACGCAGCAGCAAGGCAACCAGCAGCAGCAGCCAAACAACAACCAGCCGGGCAACGACAACAAACAGGGCAACAACAACAAGCAGGGCAACAACACCCCGACGCCCAUCAACCAGGGCAACACUCCCGGCAAGCCCAACCCCACGCUCAACGAUAACAAGGACAAGGAAGGGAAUAAAGACCCAAAGACAGUGACCAAGGAUGACAAGCCGACGCCGACUGCCGCGAUCUCUGGCCUGCCGGGCACGCCUGUUUUCCUCACCACAUUCGACCCAAACUUUCCCACCGGCGUCUCCCACCGGCCGCUCAACGGCGGCGGCCGCGGCUACGUCGUGAUCAAAGAUCACCGCCUAGCCGACAACAUGGCGCUCUUCGCCAUCUGCCUCGCGGCCUUCUUCGCCUUCUUCUUUGCCUUUUUGAAAAUCAACGCGUGGUCGGAACGUCGCGCCGAGAAAACAGCAGUCGACAACAUGAUCAACGACGAGACGCGCUGGGCCGAGAAGGUCGCGGACGAACCUCUCCCCCAACCCCUCUAUCCACACCAGCACCAGCGCCUGUACCCGCCGUCUUCCCCGAACCCGACAUAUGCGACCCCCUCGCCAGCGAGUUCGCGAUACGUCGCCGUCCCGGCCGACUCGCCGCCUGUUGGAGUGGGAGGAUUCCGGCCACCCCGUCAUCCUGUGCCGCCCUCCCGCCCCCGCCAUAGUCCGUAG